AGUUAACGCACGAAAUCGAAAGUCAGUUGCAGUUUUGUAAACAGUUAAAAACGAGUUGGUUCGUUGUUAACAAAAUUUUAUGCGUUAAAACUAAUGUUAUUUUUAUAAAGUUUCAAUAAGGUGGCGUAAUAAUUAUGGUGGCGCAGAAGAAGGAGAAAUUCAUAAAAUUUCCAAACAAGAAUCCCUGGAGUUGGUUAGAUGAUGCUGGUAUCCACGAAAAACAAGGUUUUACUUUUCCACAAGUGAAAGCAAAUUUGAUACUGUACGAAACACCAGGAAGUCUCGAUGGAAAAGUACCGAUGGUUCCGGGACUAAGCGAUAUGAUUGACCUAGCAACCACUAAAAUAGGCACCAAGAGAUUUCGAGUACCACCAGAUGCAGAGUUUGAUUUGAGCGAACCGUAUCGACCACCUCCGGGGUAUAAUUUUUUACACGAUCCACAUCUGCAUGAUUAUCUAAACAAUUCUCUCGUACGAAAAAGAUUGACUGAAAAAGGCUUGGUAACAAAGGAUGGUUAUGUGAAGUGCACUAUUAAAGAAUUUAAUGAUUACAGACAAUGGAUUCGGAAACUGAAAUUAGAUGCCAUCGACCAAGACUGGCACCUGCAAAAAGCCAAUCAAGUCAAAACAGAGAAAGCGUCAAAAAACCACGAAGCGACACAAAUUAGUAAACAGCGUCAGGAAAGGGCGAAGCAAUUGUACGAUCAAAAACUGAAAAAGAAAGAGCAGGAACGCAAAAAGUAUUUAAAGUAUAUGGAAGAAAAAGAGUUGUACAUCGAAAAAAUGAAGAACGAAAUGAACCGGAUGUUUGAUCAACGAAAAAUGAAAAGAAAUCAAGACCGGGAAAUUAAGCUACAACAAUACAGAGAAAAAGAAAAGGAGGGUAAGAGGAUACGCAUUCGAAUACUAUUCGAUUCGAAAGAAAGCAUUAAAAAGAGAGAAGAACGUAUCAAUGCUUUACACCAGGAGAAGCUUCUAGAAAAAGAGAAGAGGACUGAAACGGUAUGGAAGAGGAAGCAGUCAUAUUGUUUAGAAAAAAUGGAGGAAGAGCGAGAAGCAAGGGAACAUGAAGGGUAUGCACGAAGACAGAGCAUCAGUAGAAGAGAAAGUGUUUAUCAAAGAGAAAGGCGAAGGAGUGAUGCUUACAUGCUGCAACAUGCUCAAGAGAAUCGUAACAAUGCUAUGCGCCAUCUUGAAGAGGCGAGUGAAUUUCUCAGUCGAAUCGAAGCUAAGAAGGAAGAAGAAGUACAAAAAUGGAGAGAAAAGUUAAAAUGCAUAAAAGAACGUGAGGCUUUGCUUGAUUACUACAGACAAAACAGACAAUACGAUCAAAAAGCUGGGAUGUAUAGACGGCGUCAUUCAAAAUCAAGGAAAAGUGCAUGGGAUGUUGAUAAGGUCUUGCUUAACCAAGUCAUGGAAAGUUUCACUGAGGAAGAGAGACACGAGUUGGAAAAGUUGCAAAAUAAGGAGUCGCACGACCAUAAAGAAUGUGAGGAAUGUGACUCAAUAGAAGACGACAGAAGAAAUGAAGAAGAAGAAAAGGGAAAGAAAAAAGAAACUGCUGCUGAGGUAAACGAAAAUAGCAAAGAAUCGAUAACUUCAUAUAAUGCAAUCGAAUCCAAAGUUAGCUCCCAUUUGAAAACAAACCCCAUCGAGCAAAAAAUUAGUUUUGUUACAUUUGGAAAUAUUCAACCUGAUGACGUUGUUGAUGUGUACCACGAGUCAAAAAGACAAUCCAUCGUGCCAAAUCUUGCCGGUAAAAGUUCACAAAUUAUGGAAAUACCUGAGUUGGUCAUCCAGCAUACAAGAAGUAGUCACGAGCAUUUACCGUGUCUAUUUGAAGCUGAUGCAAAUAAAGGUGACGAAGAGCAGCCAGACAAUAAAUCUGAGGAGGUGUUGGGUGAUGAGGAUUCAGUUUCCAAGCAGAGUUCCUAUGAAAUAUUAGUGAUACCAAGUCGCACAAAUAGUCAUAUCAACGUCCUAUCAACAACCGAGGAUAAUUCAAAGUUCACAUUAGUGCACGUAAUCGAUGACGUUCCUGUAUUGCUUACGUCUGCGAAUGUAUCGGCUGCAUCAGUUAAUAUUGACGAUUCUGAGAGUGAAAAAAUUGCAGUGGCAGCACAAGCACUUGUUCAAGCAUCACUUGGCAAUGCAGCAAAAGAUUUGGGAUACUCAGCUGACGAAAUAUAUGAAACUAUUGGUGUAAAAAUGGUGGAGAGAAUCAAAGAAAAUGAAUUAGAAGCAAUAAAAAGUGAGGAAAUUAUGGAAUCUGCAAAAGAAAUUACCAAAUUAUCACUAAUAAGCGCUGCUGUUUAUCUUGGAUUUGAUAGCAAUGAAAUCUCAGUUGCACUGGGCACUGCUCCUAAUAACGCAUCCUUGCAAGAUAUUGCAAAAUGUUAUCACCAGGAAAUUCAGAAAAUGGCUAAAGAAGCAGUAUUUCAAGCAGCCAUAUACCUUGGCUACUCUCAAGAAGAAGCUUUAAUGGCUGUAGAAACGUUUUCUUGGUCCAUUUCGCGUUCGUCAAGUAACGAACUUUCUUCGACACAAAGCAGUUUUACAGCUCUCACAAAACAACUUGCUAAAACUGCAGUCUGUGAAGCAGCAAAGAAACUAGGAUUUGAGAAGAAAAUAUCAAGUCAUACAUUCGUACAUGAUAUUGAAGAGCGACACCAAAAUGCACAACAUAAAUCUUCUUCCUUUACUUUAACUCCAGUGAGCUCUCGUGAUUACGAUGAACCGUUCAAAGUUAUAGCUCACAACGCUCUAAGAAACGCUGCAUUUUCUUUGAAAUAUUCUGAAGAAGAGGUCCUUAAUGUGGUAGGACCCGAAAAGAUUCACCAAGAUGAAGCAACUAUACGCAAGUGGGCAAAGUUGCUUGCACAAAAUGCAAUACAGAAUUGCAUUUUAUCCGAUACAAGUAAAGCAGAUAUGCACCAUAAAAAUUUACAACACAAAGAAGAUUCUGAAUUUUUAGUAAGACGAUAUUCAUCAAAUCUAUGCGAGCCAUCACAUCAAGAAGUACAUAUUAAAGGAGCAAAGACACGUGACCACAAGGAUCUUGAAUUUGUUUCUCAAAAACUUUGCGAGGAUGCAAUACAUCAAGCAAGCCUUGACUUGGGUAUUGUUAAGGAGGAAAAUAGAGUUGAAAAUGUCGACUUAAAGUUGUAUGACAAAAACUUGGAUUACUCAGCUGACGAAAUAUAUGAAACUAUUGGUGUAAAAAUGGUGGAAAGAAUCAAAGAAAAUGAAAUGGAAGCAUCAAAAAGUGAGGAAAUUAUGGAAUCUGCAAAAGAAAUUACUAAAUUAUCACUAAUAAGCGCUGCUGUUUCUCUUGGAUUUGAUAGCAAUGAAAUCUCAGUUGCAUUGGGCAUUGCUCCUAAUAACGCAUCCUUGCAAGAUAUCGCAAAACGUUAUCACCAGGAAAUUCAGAAAGUGGCUAAAGAAGCAGUAUUUCAAUCAAAGACACGUGACCACGAGGAUCUUAAAUUUGUUUCUCGAAAACUUUGCGAGGACUCAAUACAUCAAACAAGCCUUGACUUGGGUAUUGUUAAGGAGGAAAAUAGAGUUGAUAAUAACGACUUAAAGUUGUAUGCCAAAAAUUUAGUGUCAACUGUUAUGGGAAAAGCUGUGAAAAUUGUUCGCGAAGAAAAAAGUGCUUCUAAAUUAUUGAUGGAAGAUAAAAAGUUAAAAUCGUUCGCUUUGAAAUUUUCAAUGGUUGUUAUUGGGUCAGCUGGAAAAAUAUUAGGGUAUAAAGAUGAAGCGAUUUUAAACGCCUUAUCCCGCAAUAUAAGUGCAUGGAAUAAAAAAGGUGAUUCUGAGAAGCAUCCAAAUGUACUGGUCAAGUUUAAUCAGGAAUCAAUCAAUACAGCCGAAAGACAAAGUUUAUCAAAUCAACAGAGGCGAGAGUCAAUUAGAAAUCGACCUUUAACUCCUAAACCAGUUGCAUGUAAAUCAAAUGACAAUGUUGAUGAUGUUAGUGAUAUCGAAGAGGAUAGUCAUGGGGAAGCAUCCUGCGCUGAAAUCGAUGAAGUCAUGCAGAAUAAUACAAAUGAUACAGCUACCAAGGAAAGACGAGCUACACCGUACUUUCCUCCAUCUAUUCAACUAAAGAUUGUAGAGGAAUUUAACAAGAGCAAAAAACCUCACGAAUUAAUUAUAGAGGAAGAAGAGGAAGAAGAAGGCGAAGAAGAAGAUGUCAAAGAUGGAGAACAAAAUGCUGAUGGACCUAAACUGCCUGUGAAAAGUCCUGACUUAGAAAUACAAACAAAAUGGUCGAAAGAAUUUAUAAAAAAGCUUGACAGUAUCACCGGUCAAGUUGAGAAACUAGAUACAAGUGAAGACCUUUCAGAAUUGACAGAAGCAGAAAUGAUUUCCAAAAUCAUGCAGGAAAACGAGAAAGAAAGGAAUGAUCGAAACAGUUUGUCAGAGUAUCCGACAGAAUGUGAAUUUUUGACUCUACUUAGUGUAGAAAAUUCUAAAUUGUUACAAAAAAGUGACGAUAAUGAAGUUUAUCAACACGUGGAGAAGAAGGAAGCACCUCCAGGAAUACUUGAUUUGUAUUCUUCAAUCCAAUCUAACAUCGUACAAUGUUUUUCAGAGACUUUAACUAACGCCAUGACAUCAGCAGAUGCAAUUAGUUCAUCUUGUCAGAUCAGUCUUUAUUCCGCCAUACCAAACCAGGAAAAUGAGCUGUGCAGCUUAUCAAACGAAUCUUCAUAUAUACUUCCUGAAUUACAUUCAGGAAGUCAAGUUUGUCUAACUGGAAGAAAAGACUCGAUAAACAUCGGUAAAAAUUCGAAUAAGCAAGUUAGCAAUAUUGACUUGGGAACUGAAUUACCGCAGGUUGUUUCAUCAGCAACAAGAAGUAGACUUUCUGUUGCUCCAAUUGAUAUUAAUUCAAAAUCCAGCGUACCGUCUUUGCCAAGACUAAAGUCUCCCUCUAAUAAAAUACGUCUCCCGCAACUAAAAUCACCAGAGUCAGAAAACGUACCUGCUUUAAGACAAUCUCUUUCACUGAUGUGUGUAGAAAUUAAAGACGGUUGCACUGGUCAACAUAUUGAGCAUGCAACUGUUGGAGAUGAUAUGAUGAUAACUGAGGAACAAGAGGUGGUAAUAAAGGCUCCAACAGAUUUCCAUGAUAAUUUUAAAGUUAGAAUUGAAAAGCAUGUCGAAAAGUCCCUCGAGAAUAAGAGUUCGUCAAAUGCACAAGUUAGAAAUUUAACCCAAGCCAGUGUGACCAACUCCUACAAUAGAAAUACCGUAAAAAAUAGCAAGCCAUCAAUAGAUUCAUCUAGUAAGUCAUCAGCGGUCAUAAAAAAAUCUAUUAAACAAAUUUCAGCUGACAAUAUAAGCACGAGAGAAAAAUCUUCACUAAUAACCAUUUCGCAGAAUUCUACACCCAGCUAUGCAAAACCUUUAAAUCGAAUGUCAUCCGUUAACAUAAAAGAAUCUGAAGUACGUAACCGUCCAAAAACAAAUUCUUCAAACUCUGUGUUUGAAAGAUUAUCGACAAUAAAUAAAAGAUCUGAAGGGAAAUUGACGACGAGAGAUAAAGAGGUUAAAGAGAAUAGCGUAUUAAACACGCCAGCAAAACUGCCUGGAAGUGAAACGAAACAAAAUGCGAGGACGUCAAAUCGCUCUAAAUUGGAACGUUAUGGGUCAGUGCCAUCUAAAUCAUCAACAUCAGCAUCUUCAAAUGUUGAAAGUGUUUCAACUACAAAAGUAGUGUCCAAUCUCACUACUAGGAUAUCAUCGAAUGAAAUACCUGUUAUAAAAUCUCACCAAAUUAUUUGGCGAUCAAGUCCACCUAGUAAAAGUAGCGCUAUUUACAAUACAAAAUCUAAAGUUGGUAAAAAUAAAACAAAUGAAAGUCUCGACAAGGUAGCGCACAAAAAAGGUACCGAGCCUACUAAAAAAGCAAGUGAUUCCAAUGCAUCGAUGCCCAAAGGGCAAACUAAAAAAUCGGUGUCAUUGAAAAACAUUAAAAGUAAUGUUGAAGUUAAAAGGAAAUCAGUUAGCAACAGUAGAUCAUCCUCUGUCUUCAGUAAUUCUAAAAUAAAUAAGUCAAGAAAUGCUAUGGCCAAUGCUUCAACUAGUCACACCAAAAAACGUCGAAGGGAGUCAAAGAAAUCACUUUCCAAGGCUAAGAUGUCUUCUACUUGUGCAACACAAAGUGAAAAGCAACACAACUUGAAGAAAGAUAGUGCUGUUAUAGAGGUUGCGAGUAACAAAAUCUUCGAAUUAGUUGAUGGCACUGAUAACCUUUACGCAACUUCACGCGUUAAUGUUGACCUGGACGCAAAAGAACAAUCAAAGAAAUCUCUAUCCAAUCCUAAGAUGUCCUUCACUGGCGCGCAAAAGAUUGGAAACCAGCUCAGCAUGAAGAAAGACAAUGCUGUUCAAGAAGUUGCAAGUAACAGCAUUCCGAAAUUGAUUGAUACAAAUAAUCUAUGUAACACUUCACAAGCUAAUGUUAAAAUUAACACAAAAGAGCAAACAAAGAAAACUCUUUCCAGUGCUAAGUUAUCUUGUGUGAGUGUAGAUCAGGGUGAGAAUCGAUUCAAGUUAAAAAUAGAUGUGACUGAACGAGAUGCUGCGAGAAUUAAAGUGGGAGAUGAAAUGAAUAAUCUAGAAGGAAUUCAACAAAGCGCAAAAGAUAUUAGCGAAGGAAAUGACAAAAAACUUUCUGCAAACGAUGUAGCAAUGGAAGAUUUCAGUGAUAUGACCGACAGUAAUAAGAUGUCAACACACACAGAUGCGACAAGUAUUGGAGGAAAAGAAGAUGAUUUGGGGAUAAAUAAUCAAGAACUUCAAAAUGCUUCUAACCAGGAGAAAACUUGUAAUGUGACCGGUGAAAAAGGACAAAGGGAACUCGAAAGCUUAUCUCAAGAUAAGGAUGAUCUAGCUGGAAAAGUUCCUGUGGAUGCCGUACAAAAUCCUGAGAAUGCCAGAGAGAAAGAUAACCCUGUGUCAACAGUUACCUUAGAAUUUAAUGGCAAACUAGACAUGUUGAAAACAAAAAGUUCAAAAGUAGAAAAUGAUAAUUUGAAAACAUCAAAAGAAAACUGUUUGGAAGAGACAGUUGGAAACAACAUUCGUAAACAUACCGCGAAAACAACAUCUAGUCUAAAGUUCUUACCAUCUCCACCACCAGGAAAAAGACCAAAUAUGUUUAUUUCGCAAUCCUUAAAAGCGAUGGUAAGCAACCGUGCUAUGAGAGCCGUUUCAAAAAGUAAAAGUUUAGGUUCGGCCGGAAGAGUCAAGUCAAAUGAGUCCAGGCGUGGUCAAUAUGCUUCUACAUUUAAAGAAUCUAUCCCGAUGUUACCAGUCAGCGAAGGGGAUUAUCAGUCGUUUACUGAAUUAACUAAGCCUGGGUCCUCGAUAAAUGAUGUGAUAAACAGAAGAUCACUGUCCAAAACAACAGCAUCUUCCAUGUGGGUACCAUCUCAAAGCGUUACAGCGCGAAAUUCUGCAAAUGAAAUCUCUUCACAAUCUCCAAGUGCUGUGCUUGUGAAGGCUGCAUCCUCCAGAAAACUUUCAGACUCUUCGUUUACAUCUGGUCACAUUUUUGUGACACCUGCUGCUUCUAUCAAUUUCGUCACGUCGUCAUCACAAACAGAUACUGCUAUUAAAUAUCCUACACCAUCAUCCAGAGCGUCCAUUGAUGAAAUUGUUGAGAAACGUGUUUCAGGCUCAAAAUUGUCAAAUCAGCCUUCCUUGGCAUCAAACGUCGACUUAACCACUGAUAAUCAACUAAUAGUGAGAGAAACUGCAGAAGAAAAUCCAAAAUGAUUUUGUUUUAACGUCUUCUAAAUAUUUUUAUAUUUGUUUUUUUUAUUUACGCAAUUAAUAGUAUAUUUAUCUUUUUA
Molecule: messenger RNA, 7867 nt
Organism: Hydractinia symbiolongicarpus
Lineage: Eukaryota; Metazoa; Cnidaria; Hydrozoa; Anthoathecata; Hydractiniidae
Exons: 9
Coding region: 135-7790 (2551 amino acids)
Source: RefSeq, a predicted model, not a curated record